Molecule: messenger RNA, 330 nt
Organism: Emiliania huxleyi CCMP1516
Lineage: Eukaryota; Haptophyta; Isochrysidales; Noelaerhabdaceae
Exons: 1
Coding region: 1-330 (109 amino acids)
Source: RefSeq, a predicted model, not a curated record
AUGUCCCUGGGAUCCUUCACCCGCCGCUUCGCCCACGAGAUUGGCUCUCCUCUCUACCGCUCACUCUCUGCGGCGGUCUCGCCGAGGCCCGAGGGCUCCGAGGCAGCUCGGGCCCCCACCUCGCCAGUCUCGCUCGGCCCAAACCGGCCGGGUGGAGCGGCGGGAUGGAGCAUUGCAGCCGAUCGGGACGGUGCUGUCACGGAGCUGUGCGGCGGCGCCAGCUCGAAGCGGUUUACGCGGAACCUGUCAAGUGGGGGCCUCGAUUCAGCGAUCGCGGGCCUGUGCAAGGCAGGCCUGGAGGAGCGCGAGGCGGCAUCUGCAGAUCGAUAG